AUGAACAGACUCCGUACUGUCAACAGUAACUGCGGCGACCAGAUCACUUCAGGACAAACCUUCACCGCUCUACCAAUGAGAUGGUGUUGCAGUCUCUUCGCCGCGUCCACCUCCCAUACUGGCUGGUCCGCUAAUCUCACCUUCACUGACAUAGUGGAUCAGCCAAGCGUCACCGAAGAAGACCCUCUACAUCCUCUCCAGCCUCAUACUACAGAAGAACUACUGGAAGAGAUGCGUGGACAGGGUGUCGUUCGCUCUCCUCACGGCAGAUCUAUAAAGGUGUGCAGGAAGACGAAGACUGUGUUCAAGUUACCCAAUGCAAACUUUCUAGCAGUGUUUGAGUCCAACUACCGACGUAACCACCGGGGCUUCGACAUCACCAUACGACACAUCCCGACCAUCUGCCACAAGACCAUUGACCUGACUUCCGAUGGGGUGACUUCCGGCUACAUAACAACACCCAAUUUCCCCAGACGGCAUCCGAAGAACACCCAGUGUGAAUGGUGGAUUAAGGCUCCUUCAGGUAAAAGAAUACAACUGACCUUCAGGAGAAUCAGGAUCAAAAGUUCUCCAGGCUGCAGUAAGGCAUACGUGGUGGUCGACAAGUCAGGCACGGCUCAGUACCAGCCAGCCACCAGCAUCAUCCUCUGCGGCAAAGUCAGAGGCGCUGAUUUUGCCUCCACCAGCGACACUCUCAACGUUGUGUUCGAUGGCGGGAAGAGAGCGUCCAAAGGCAUGAAGGGCUACUAUAGGGUUAUAAAUUAAUGCUUUACGACCAAAUAUUCCCGGUGGUGAGAAGAGCAGAUGUUUAGUUCACAAUAUAAUGAUGAAGAGAACCAGACCAGUGAGGAAUAUUGCUGCCCACGUCAUCACUCCUUCAGGGGGAGGAGGAGGAGGUCUCUUCUGGUGUUUACUGACGCCCUAACAACAACUCAACCAAGAUCACUGUUUACGAUUAUUGAAGCAAGAUGAGAGAAAUACCACACUUGUUGUUGAUGCUAUGAAAACUGUGCUACCAAGUUGAGACAUAUUGAUUAGGAAUUUAUUUAAGAAAUUUAUAUUUAUCCUACAUCAAAUUUGUUUAUAUUUAACUGAAUUUAAGUGUAAGCAAAAAAAAAAGCUACAAGAGUUUAUUUCAUUUCUUUUUUGUUCCCUUGCAAAAUGUUCUUAUAUAGCCCUAACCCUACACAAGGCUCAGUCUUAGUUUUAAACCCUUACCCUAACCAUUACCCUAACCCUAACCCUCCAGCCCUAGCCCUGACCCUAGAGGCCAACAUCAACACUCAAUAAAUACUUAAUAAAUCACUCAAGUCAUUGGUUCUGCAUGACUAAAUGACUGGAAAGUAACUGACUGAUAACUGGAGAAAUGAAUGACUAAAUAUAUAACUAACUGGACAUACAACUGACAAUAACUGACAGAAACUUCCAUUUAAUCUUACAAGUGAUGAAUCUGGAAUAACAAAAGACAAUCAACAGAGGAACCAACACACCCCUGACCGAUGCUUCAAUAACUUACACCAACUCAACAAACAGUGUCUAUCUCAUUCCUACCACAUCCACACUACUAUUACAAUGUAUCUAUUCCU
This is a messenger RNA of Homarus americanus (American lobster), 1586 nucleotides long. Its product is annotated as cubilin-like. The record is from RefSeq and is a predicted model, not a curated record. Bases 1 to 765 code for a protein of 254 amino acids. Lineage: Eukaryota; Metazoa; Arthropoda; Malacostraca; Decapoda; Nephropidae. The transcript is spliced from 4 exons.